Clupea harengus (Atlantic herring) is the source of this 4647-nucleotide messenger RNA. It is a transcript of the gene nup160, whose product is annotated as nucleoporin 160. Gene Ontology annotation, molecular function: structural constituent of nuclear pore. The record is from RefSeq and is a predicted model, not a curated record. Gene Ontology annotation, cellular component: nuclear pore. Lineage: Eukaryota; Metazoa; Chordata; Actinopteri; Clupeiformes; Clupeidae.
CCUAGCUUCCUGUACUCGCCACUCACCAAACCAAUGCGGCGGCGAAGAUGGCGGCGUUGGACAGGAGCUUCAUAGAAAUAUGUGGAUUUGAGAGGGAAACAUUUUCACGGUUCCGCGACAUCACUGUCAACUUAGGAUUAAGUGCUCUUCCAGGAGGAGUCAAAUGUCCAGACAGUGCCGGUGGCUUUUACUAUGAAGAGAGUGGGAAGCUCCUGUCUGUCGCAAGUAACAGAUUUAUACACUGGUCCACAUCUGGGGACACAGUCCAGCUGGUGGAACAGUCACUGGACACGAACCUGCUCAACAAUGCAGUACGUCUGAAGAUCCCCCACUGCCAGCUUCUGCCUGGCGGAGUGCACAUCCAGGAGACUGUCAACAAUGUCAUCAUUCUCAUUGUUACCAACCAGUCAGUCCAUCGGCUGGCUCUGCCCCAUCCCUCCCGCAUGUACCGCAGUGAGCUGGUCACAGAGCUCCAGAUGCAGUCCAUCUUCACAGACGUGGGGAAGCUGAGCCUGCAGGACCCUGCACACAGCUACGUCCUGCCCAGCGGCCCGGGCCUGCCUUCCGUCAGCCCCAGCACCUCCGCAGCCUGGAUCAGCCAGGAGGGGGAAGCCCACUUUGCUCUGGCGACCGCCUCUGGUGGCAUCCUGGUCGUUUGUCUUCCCCCUCAUGACUCACCAGGGAUGGUGGCCACAGUGGAGCUGAAGCAGAGCUCAGUCAUGCAGAGACUGGCUGGCUGGAUGCCCACUGCUAUCAGGGGGGACCAGAGCCCAUCAGACCUGGCCCUCAGUCUGGCCGUCAGACAGCUGGAGGACGACACUUUCAUCUUCGCUCUCUGCCAAGAUCACAAGCUGCGCAUGUGGUCCUAUAAGGAACAGGUGUGCCUGAUGGUGGCUGACAUGCUGGAGUACCUGCCGGUGGGCCGUGGCGAGGUGAAGAGUGUGCCGGGGCAGGGCCACAGGCUGCGCCUCUCCUUUUCCUCCACCACCGGCCUGUGCCUGGGCGUCUACCUCGGCCUGCCCAAGCGUGGCCAGUUCUGUGUGCUGCAGCUGGUAGCCGACAACAACCGCUACAGCCUGGACCACCUCUCCACCCUGUUCACCACACAGGACACACUGGUGGAUUUUGACUUGACAUCUACUGACAUCUGGGGUCUUUGGCUUGACGAUGACAACCAGACAGUGGUGAAAUACAUCAACUUUGAGCACAACUCAGCUGGCCUGUGGAAUCAGGUAUUCAUGCAUCCUGCGCCAGGGGAGGAAGUCCACAUCGGCAUAGACCAGGACCCAAGGGAGGCCUACCUUGAAAUACUCUUCUCUCCUCUUCAAUUCACUGCUAUGGCCAUAGUCAAAGCCUUACAGAUUUAUAAAAGAGGCACCGAGAGGUACCUUGACCUGCCUUGGGAGUCACUGAAGAGGGAGGUGACCCUUGCAGUUGAGAAUGAGCUCCAAAAUAGUGUCACUGAGUACGAGUUCUCUCAGGAGGAGUACCGCCAGCUGCAGGUGGAGUUCUGGUCCAAGUUCUAUGCCUGCUGCUUGCAGUACCAGGAGGCCCUGUCCACUCCCCUGGCCCUGCUCAUCAACCAGGCCACCUCCAUGGCCUGUGUGCUGAAAAAGGGCUAUGUGUCUUACCUGUUACCGUGCUUUGCUGUGGAUCAUCUUUACCUGUCUGCCGAUGAAUACCUCUUCUCGGAGGAGGAGACUCCAGUGGCUGAAGACCCUGAGGUGGGCCGGGACGUGCUGCAGCUGGUGCAGUGCCUGCGGCUGGUGAGUGAGAGCCUGCAGGGAGACAUGGCCUACGACAUGGAGAAGGCCCUGGACCACCUGCAGUCCCCAGAGAAGGCCGCGGAGCAGGUGCUGGAGACCAUGCUGGCCAAUGACAGUGAGAAUGUCAUAGAAGAAAUCCAGAACAAGCUGCAGGACAUCCGGAACCCGAUGAUGGCCAUGUCUGUCCUGCUCAGGGAGAUGGACCUGGAGAUGGAUGCUGAGACUGGGGCUGAAGGAGCCGCACUCGCUGCAGCAGGCCGUUCUCUGAACGUGCGCAUCAGCCUCUCGCAGCUGUACGGCAGCAGCGUGGCGGUGAGCGUGGUGUGCCAGGCCGUGUGCAACAUGGCCCUCACGCGAGCCAUGCUCUGCAGGGAUCUCCUCAUCCUGCAGCAGUUUUACCUCCGGCUUGGGGACAAUGUCUUUCUGGGAGGAGGUGCUCAGCUGCUGCAGCUACAGCAGGACCUGAUCCCACGCUGCUCCCACCUGCUCUGCUCCUACUACCUGCUGAAGAAGAUCAGCCAGAGCCUGGCCUCCUCCGUGCCCCUCGACAUACUCGAUGCCAAUCUCCAGCAUCUGUCCGUACUGGAGUUGUCCGACUCCCCUGCCAUGGCACCCAACAGAUCAGUCCUAAAUCCCCAGACGGUGGUGGAGCUCUUCUAUCAGAAUGUGGCGCGUAAGAUCGUCGUGUCUCAGAUCUACUUGCAGCAGGAGGCCCAGUCUAGUCAGGUGCCUCUGCACUGGCCGCACAUGGCGUCCAGCGUGGUCACCAGUCUCGCACAGCUCCUCUGGCCAAGCAACCCUGGCUUUCUGUUCCCUGAGUGCCUUAUGGGGAACUGCCAGUACACACAACUGCAGGAAUAUGUGCGCCUGAUUGGGCCCUGGUGUCAGGUGAAUGUGGGCUCCUGUCGCUUCAUCCUGGGGCAGUGCUACCUGGCCACUGGGGAGGGACAGAAGGCCCUCCAGUGCUUCCAGGAGGCGGCCACUGAGGUAGAGAAGGAGGACUUCCUCCUGAAGCUCUGCGGCACGGAGGAGGAGGAGGUGGCCAGUGCCCCUCGGCUGCAGUACUACAACAAGGUGCUGAGGUUACUGGAGGAUGUGGCUUUACCUGAGCUCGUCAUCCAGCUAGCCACGCUGGCAAUAUCAGAAGCCGUUAAUGACACCAGAAGUCAGGCAGCCCUCUGGACUCGCAUCUUCAAACACCAUCUAGACUUGGGCCACAACAGCCAGGCCUAUGAGGCUCUGGUCCAGAACCCAGACCAAAGCAGGCAGCUGGACUGUCUCCGGCAGCUGGUGGUGGUUCUGUGUGAGCGGUCACAGCUUAAAGAUCUGGUCCAGUUCUCCUAUGUCAACCUGCACGAUGAGGUGGUGAGUAUUAUUGAGUCUCGUGCCAGAGCCGUGGACCUCAUGACUCACAACUACUAUGAGCUGCUCUACGCUUUCCAUAUCAACCGUCACAACUAUAGAAAAGCCGGUACGGUGAUGUUUGAGUACGGCAUGCGUUUGGGUCGGGAGGUGCGCACGCUCCAUGGCUUGCAGAAGCAGGUGAACUGCUACCUGGCCGCCCUCAACUGCCUGCGGCUCAUCCGGCCUGACUAUGCCUGGAUCGUCCAGCCCUCCUCUGGAAGCACGUAUGAACGGCCGGGUGCAUCACCAAAACGGAACUACGAUGGAGAGUUUGCCCCAGGCCCAGUGAAGCGCCAGAUUGACAUCUUGGAGCUGAAGGACUUGGAGAAGGAGUACAACCUGGCCCGCAGUCGCCUCACGCUGGCCCAGCACCACCCUCCCUCAGCAGCCAUAGCAGGAAGCGCCUCCGCAGUGGAGAUGGUGGCGUUGCUUGUUCAAACGGGCCUCUUUGACACGGCGCUCUCCCUCUGUCAGACAUUCAAACUGCCCCUCACGCAGGUCUUUGAAGGGCUGACGUUCAAGUGUAUCAAACUGCAGUACGGUGGGGAACAGAGUCAGAAUGAAGCCUGGAAUUGGCUGGCAGCCAAUCAGCUCUCUUCUAUCGUCACUACCAAGGAGUCCAGUGCUACUGAUGAGGCAUGGCGGCUCUUAGCUUCUUACCUUGAGGCACAUCCUUCCCAGAAUGCUCAGCACUACCGGUGUGUCAUCAACAAGCUGCUCUCACAUGGUGUGCCAUUGCCUGAUUGGCUGGUUAAUGACUACAAGGCUGUGGACACCGCUGCUCUGCUACGGCUUUAUCUGAAGUUCGACCAGCUGGAGUCGGCUACGGAACUGGUCCUGGAAUACGUUGACGCUCUUCUUGGAAAGGGACACCAGUACUUUGGAAUAGAGAGACCUCUGUCAGCCACAGCGCCCGUUGUUUGGCUUCCGUAUACAUCGAUAGACCAGCUACUGUUCAACCUCGGUGAAAGUCAAAUUAACAUGAAGUUGUAUGAGAAGUUGAAAGCCAAGCUGGACGAGUACCAUGGAGUGGUGGAGAAAGCAACCAGACACAGAAUCCUGGCCCACUAGGACCCAGCCACAGUACUGCCUUUCUAUAUGGUGCUUCUUUUUCUUUCCCUGGUGUCCUCUCACUUUGUGAAACAAAAAAAGUACAACCAAAUAAAUAUAUUUUUGUAUGGGUUAAUGAAACGGAUAACUGUGUCUGCGCACUUGGACUAAAUGUGCCCUGAGAAAUUCAUUGUGUGGAUGUAGGGCAACCAGGGUUCAGGUAUCUGUUCCUUAAGUGACAGCUUAGCACUCAGAUGUACAGUAUGUAUUGUGUGAAAGAUUUCCAACGGCUCUUUUGUGUAUUUUUUUUUUUAUUAUUGUAGACAAAUGUGAUAUGUCUUGGCUCCCUAAUGUACUCUACCUGUUCCCUUCAAUCAGGUUUGUUGUAAAUUGUGUAAGGAAUGUAAUAAAGACUUUUUUCAACAUG